UGCACUUUCCUAAGCUCGUAUUAUAUUUUCAGCUAGAUGGUUUGUUGUUUCAGCUAAUGUGAGCUAGCUUAGCUUGUUUACCGUCGUGUCUUUAUUGCUACUGUUAGCACAAAGCUCAGCAGGGAACAUUAUCAAGAUAAGAGUACACAAACGUUUAUAGUAGUCUUUCAGAUGCUCUAGCAGGGAUACAAAAUAACAUAAAUGAAUCAUGGGGGUCAAAGUCCUGCAGCUGACCUCUAAGUCCCACCAUGAAAACCUGCUGUCCUCUCUGCAUCAGCUCAUGCUGCAGGGACACCUCAGUGAUGUCACAGUGCAGGUGGACUACCAGGGAGACAUGAAGGAGUUUCAGGCCCAUCAGGUGAUGCUGGCAGCAUCUAGCGGCUACUUCAAGAAUAUUCUUCUCUCUCAGGAUGCCAUCAGAGACACAUUACUUCUUUCAAAUAUGCACUCCAAUCAUUUCUCCAAGUUUCUGGAGUUUGUGUACACUGGCAGAGUAAAGGUUUCAAGAGACAAGAUUGGAGAUGUUCAAGCUGCGGCAGAGUUUUUAGACUGUGAGGAUCUGUUGGAGGUUUGCACUGAGGCCAUGAAAACAGUAGUGAUGGAAAAACCCGCAAAGAAAAAAAACAAAGUUGUUGAUAAAGAUAACCGAGAUGAUUCAGAGGUCAGAAAUACAGCCACGAUGAAGAAGCAGCCCAAAAGCUUACUUCUAAAGAGGCGCCUCCCUCCACAGAAUGCUGAGAAAGAAGUUGUUUCAAAAAAAGCAAAGACCACAGUGAAGGGAGACAUAAAACAAGGAAAACAGCUUAGAUUGAGAUUGGCUGGGCGUAAAGUCCACCAGAGACGAAUAGCUGCCAAAGGAGAAGCUUCAACCAGGGAUAAACAGGCUAGCAAUGAGGGCACACAGGAGGAUACAGACUGGACUGAUGCUGAGGCUACACUAGUAAACCAUCCAGAGACAGGAGAUGAGGUGGAGGAUGACGAUGUGGAUGACUGGGACAAUGAGGAUGAUGAGAAGAAUGAUAAUCCUGAUGACGUGUUAGACUAUGUGGGGGAUGAAGAUGGGGAGGAGGGUGAUGAGUCAAAGAAGCCAUUAAAAAGAGUGUCCAAGGCCCAGUUUCAGUGUGAUAAGUGUCAGCGAACCUUCCACUAUGAAAGAAGCUACUUAAAGCACAUCAGUUCUUAUCAUGGAGUUAAAGCAGAGGUCAUCUAUCGCUGUGAGACCUGUCAACAGACAUUUGCUAACCGCAGCAACCUUAAGAUCCAUGAGAAGCACGUGCACAGUAAUGUCAGGCUGUUUGCCUGUGAAUCCUGCUCAAAGACUUUUAAACGGAAGAAGGAUGUCGUUCGCCAUCAAAGACAGGUACAUGAACGCAACAGUUCACGACAUGCCUGCCCUGACUGUGGAAAGAUGCUCAGCUCCAGGACGGCCCUAUUGUUGCACGAGAGGACACACACUGGUGCAAAGCCUUUUCAUUGCACAGACUGUGGGGCCAGAUUUACCCAGAACUCUGCCCUCAAGAUGCAUCGCAGGACUCACACAGGAGAGAAGCCAUUUGCAUGUGACGAGUGUGAUGCCAGGUUCACUCAGAAGCACAUGUUGGCUUAUCAUAAGCGAUCACACACUGGUGAGAAACCAUUCAUGUGUGAGGCCUGUGGGAAGAGCUUUGCAUCCAAAGAGUACCUGAGACACCACUCAAACAUCCACACGGGGUCCAAACCAUACAAGUGUGAAAAGUGCGGACGAGGCUUUGCUCAGAGGAAUUCUCUCCACCAGCAUUUAAAAAUACACACAGGUGAGCGUCCGUACAGCUGUAAAGAGUGUGAUAAGCAGUUCACACAGCUCAACGCCCUGCAGAGGCAUCAACGUAUUCACACAGGGGAGAAGCCCUAUAUGUGCGGUCUGUGCAAACGCACUUUUACUGACAAGUCUACCCUGCGCAGGCACACAAUGAUUCAUGAUGCAGAUGCUCCCUGGAAAAACUACCUUGUGGUUCUGGAGGGAAAUGUGGAGGAAAAGAAACCCAAAACUCCCACCAAGGAAAAGGCAGAAACAUCAGGAUCAGGGGAGAAGAAGCCAAUCCCUAGAAAAAUCAGUGUAACAUCUGCUUUGAGUGCAGCUUCUAUUUCUGCAUGUAGUCCUGCUAAAACCAGCUCUGACUCCAUUGUGGUGCAGGCUGAACCUGUCACCCUUCCUUCUGACUGGACCACUCAUGGGGCUAUCGCCCUGGUCAGCCAUGGCGCCCUCGGUGGGAUCACUGUCAUCCACACUGAGGUGCCUCCAGGGACUCAGAUCCAGCCCAUCGUAACCACCGACAGCACAGGAGCCAGCGUCAUAUCCUUGGAUGGAUCAGCUAUCCCCGUCCCCUUUUCCAUACCCGUAUCCAUGGCUCACACUCUUCCUCUGUGCUCCGAAGCUUCCUCCACUUCUCUGUCUGUGCCAUCACUUGUAGUUCCUGUUUCUGACCGCACAGUCCCAGGGAUCCCCUCUGCUUCCACGUCGUCUGUCCUGGAAGCUGCAGCCUCACAGACCAUUUUAGCUCCCGAUUCAGAGACUAAGCCUUCCACCUCUGAGGCAGAAAUUUUGCAUCCUGAUAUUGAAACUGUGGUUAUUUCUGAUAAGACUAUUGAGAAUGCACAAAAAGCUUUUGACUGUAAAGACAACUCACAGAGGACGAAUGAGCCCACAGAUAGACCUGAACCUGACGAGGCCACAGCUAAGGGUGAUGUGUAAAAACUGCAACUACAAACAAUUUCUUGGUGUACAGGUUUUAAAAUCAAAUUCAAUUUUCCUUUUAAUGUUCUUCUGUAAUUAUUUCUGUAAUAAUGUCUUACCAUACGGUGUUAAAAUUAGAAUGAGCUUAAGUCCUGUAUUUUAUGAACAAAUUUAAAUGUGGUGUUCAUGGUUCAUUUCCCUCUUCCAGAAUGUUAAGUAUUCAUUAAAAAGACAAGAUUUA
Cheilinus undulatus (humphead wrasse) is the source of this 2954-nucleotide messenger RNA. RefSeq names its product GDNF-inducible zinc finger protein 1 (gene gzf1). NCBI's taxonomy places the organism in Eukaryota, Metazoa, Chordata, Actinopteri, Labriformes, Labridae. Gene Ontology annotation, biological process: regulation of transcription by RNA polymerase II. Gene Ontology annotation, molecular function: RNA polymerase II cis-regulatory region sequence-specific DNA binding; protein binding; DNA-binding transcription factor activity, RNA polymerase II-specific. Gene Ontology annotation, cellular component: nucleus. The coding region runs from base 209 to 2731 and encodes 840 amino acids. The record is from RefSeq and is a predicted model, not a curated record. The transcript has 8 exons.